This is a messenger RNA of Papaver somniferum (opium poppy), 513 nucleotides long. Its product is annotated as protein PELPK1-like. NCBI's taxonomy places the organism in Eukaryota, Viridiplantae, Streptophyta, Magnoliopsida, Ranunculales, Papaveraceae. The record is from RefSeq and is a predicted model, not a curated record. The transcript has 2 exons. Bases 1 to 513 code for a protein of 170 amino acids.
AUGACAUGUUUGGUUCUGCCCAAUGGUGGUUAUGUUAUCUAUCGUGUUGAUCAUCAGCACUCUGUUAGGACCGGUUCAGCGCUAUAUAAAGAGCCCGAGAUACCAAAAACGCAAUUGCCGAAGCCUGAAGUUCCAAAUGCUGAAUUGCCAAGGCAGCAAUUGCCCAAGCCUGAAUUGCUAAAGCUAGCAUUGCCCAAGAGAGAACUCCCUAAGCCAGAAUUUCCCAAUCUUGAAGUGCCAAAGACUGAAGUACCUAAAUCUGAAUCGCCAAAAAAUCAAGCAAAACCUGAGUUGCCAAAGCUUGACGCUCCAGCGUUGACGAAGCCUGAGUUGCCAAAACUUGAGGUACCAACUUUACCAAAAACUGUAUUACCACCUCUCCCCAAGGUCCCUACCGACCUACCCAAACCUGAACUGCCAUCGUUGCCCAAAUUCGAAAUUCCAAAACUGCCAGAAUUGCCUUCUCUACCAAAACCCGCACUUCCUAUGCUUCCUCACUCAACCAGCCCUUGA